CGGAGUUCAACUCCUCUUCUCCGCCUGACGCGUGAAUGAUGAAUGGUGAAUAGUGAUGAUGGCGAUUGAUUUAAUAAGACUGGCUUCCAGUCUUGUAUGCCAUAAUCUCUUCACUUUGACCGGCCUCUCUUCCCAGUCAAGACAAGAAGAACCAUUACCAGUACACUAAUCGACCGCCUGAGAAGUGGAGUACCAUAACAGUCCGCAGAACCAGAGCCGGAGGAUAAUAAAGACCGGGACCGCUGCUAGACUCACAUCCUCCGAUAUGGCGCCUCCAGCCGUGCUUAUGGUAGGUACUGGCGAGUACACGACGGGCUUUGUGGCGGGAGCACAGUCGACGUCGGAUAAGAAAGUGGGUGUUGUAGGAUUGACGAUGUUCGACCUUCGACGACGGGGCAAAGUAUCAUCCCUAUCGAUGGCAGGAGUAUCAGGACGCAAAUUCCCCGCGAUCCGCGAGCACCUGCAGAAGAACAUCUCCGAAGUCUACAAUGGACUGGAUGUAUCAUUCCAAUCAUUCCCCUCGGACGACAAAUCAGACCCGGACGCCUACAAAGCGGCAAUUGACGCUCUACCCAGUGGCUCUGCCGUGACCAUCUUCACACCGGACUCGACACACUUUGAAAUUGCCCGCUACGCCAUCGACCACGGGCACCACGUGCUGCUAACCAAGCCGGCGACGAAACUUUUGAGCGAACACCUAGCUCUCCUAUCCCUAGCCCAGAAAAAGGGCGUCUUCGUCUACGUGGAGCACCACAAGCGAUUCGACCCGGCGUACGCGGACGCGCGGUUCCGGGCACGCGGGCUCGGCGACUUCAACUACUUCUACAGCUACAUGUCGCAACCGAAAUCGCAGCUGGAGACAUUCAAGGCCUGGGCCGGCAAAGACUCGGACAUUUCGUACUACUUGAACUCGCAUCACAUCGAUAUCUGCGAGUGGCUGGUGCGCGACCAAGGCUGGCGACCGGUCUCGGUGCGCGCCAGUGCCAGCGUGGGCAUCGCCGAAUCCGUCGGUUGUGUCAAGGGCACCGAAGACACCAUUACCCUGUUGGUCGAUUGGGUCAACCCGGACAAACCGGACAAGCGCGCAACGGCAAUCUACACCGCCAGCUGGACGGCUCCCAUGAACGCCGGGGUUCAUUCCCAGCAGCGCUUCCAUUAUAUUGCUUCGGGCGGCGAGAUCCAUGUCGACCAGGCCAAACGAGGCUACGAUGUCCUGGACGAGUCGGAUACUUCGGGCAGUUGUCUCAAGUGGUAUAAUCCCUUUUACAUGCGCUAUGCGCCCGACGAGGAAGGAAACUUCAAUGGCCAGAGCGGGUACGGCUAUGUCAGCUUUGAGAAAUUCAUCGAUGCCAUUACCGCCAUCAACGAAAAUAGAGUCACUCUGGCCGAUCUGGACAAGAGGGGCCUGCCUACGCUCAGAAACACUGUUCUUACGACUGCCAUCCUCGAGGCUGGAAGGAGAAGUCUGGAUGAAGGUGGUCGUUCCGUCCAGAUUGUGGGCGAGGACGAUCAAGUUGAACUGAAAUAGGGAGGAGAACUACAGUUUCAAAAGCAAAAAGGGUCAAAGUCAAAAGGUACAGGGAGUAGGAAGGGAAAAGUACGAGUAUACUGUAUCUACCAAGCUAUGGCAUUGGAAUGUCGUGCCAUGGGACUCGUCCCCGAGGAAUGCCUAAGCUACGCUAUCAGGGAGUUUUGAGCCUCCAAUAUGUGGCGGCUGCUUGGUUGUGGAUGAAAGGCUGGCAUCAAAAAGAAGUCAAUCCCCAGGGCGGUGAACCGUAGAUAGCAAGCGGUUAUGGUGGUGAUGAUGUUAAUCGCAAUACGAACUACAUGCUUGUAGCCUACCUUCAAGUUCAGCAACCUGCAAAUCCAAAGCAAGUCGGUUAAUGAGAAAAGGAGACCCGACCCGGUGAUUUUCUCAUGCA
Molecule: messenger RNA, 1922 nt
Organism: Exophiala dermatitidis NIH/UT8656
Lineage: Eukaryota; Fungi; Ascomycota; Eurotiomycetes; Chaetothyriales; Herpotrichiellaceae
Product: NAD binding Rossmann fold oxidoreductase
Exons: 3
Coding region: 266-1528 (420 amino acids)
Biological process (GO): NADPH regeneration
Cellular component (GO): cytoplasm
Molecular function (GO): nucleotide binding; oxidoreductase activity
Source: RefSeq, a predicted model, not a curated record